This is a messenger RNA of Spinacia oleracea (spinach), 675 nucleotides long. RefSeq names its product LOB domain-containing protein 24-like. NCBI's taxonomy places the organism in Eukaryota, Viridiplantae, Streptophyta, Magnoliopsida, Caryophyllales, Amaranthaceae. The record is from RefSeq and is a predicted model, not a curated record. The transcript has 2 exons. The coding region runs from base 54 to 575 and encodes 173 amino acids.
UGUAAUAAAAUAAAAAUAAUCAAAGAUUUAGUAAAAUAAAAAGAAUAAAAAGAAUGUCGAAUUCAAGAAGAUGUGCAGCUUGCAAAUAUUUGAGAAGAAGAUGUCCUAAAGAUUGCGUUUUUGGGCCUUAUUUUCCUUCAAAUAAUAUUGAGAGAUUUUCUUGUGUGCAUAAAAUCUUUGGAGCUAGCAAUGUUGCCAAGAUGUUGAAGCGACUCCCAGACGGAAAGAGGAGGGAGGCAGCGGAGAGUCUGGUGGUGGAAGCGAGGUCGCGGGUUCGAGACCCGGUGUAUGGAAGUGUUGGGACAAUAACUCAACUUAGACAACAAAUAUUGGAAGCUGAAUUUGAGUUGGCCAAGACACAAGGUCUCAUUGCCUUACGCCGAGCACAACAUCUACAUGAACAACAACAACAACAACAACAACAACACCAUUUAUUAUUAAAAUCAGAAACUGAUGAAAAAUUGAUUACUAAUUAUAAUCAAGAUCAUUUUCAUUUUGAUUAUUCUUACAAUAAUCCACAACAACAAAUUACAUCUUUUGGGGAUUAUUUUUCUGAUGAAUCCUAUUUAUAUUAGUACAAUUAUUCGUAAUUGUACACCACUUUGGAAUAGUGAAAUAAGGAGGACAACAUAUAUUCUUCUCAUCUAGAAAUGAUGGUAGCUACUAUAGUGUAAU